This is a messenger RNA of Bombyx mori (domestic silkworm), 3213 nucleotides long. RefSeq names its product eukaryotic translation termination factor 1 (gene eRF1). Gene Ontology annotation, biological process: cytoplasmic translational termination. Lineage: Eukaryota; Metazoa; Arthropoda; Insecta; Lepidoptera; Bombycidae. The record is from RefSeq and is a predicted model, not a curated record. The transcript has 9 exons. Bases 480 to 1793 code for a protein of 437 amino acids. Gene Ontology annotation, cellular component: cytosol; translation release factor complex. Gene Ontology annotation, molecular function: translation release factor activity, codon specific; sequence-specific mRNA binding.
UCCCGAUUGAUUGAAUUUAAUACCAUAAUAAUAUGUCUGUAGUAUCUUGAUGUCCAAGGUAUCCUAGUAUCUGAUAAUAUCGUCAUGAUACAUCUCUAUUUUCUUUCAUUUUUCCGUCGGACGGCGGGGCGUUCGUUCGAUCGUUUGUUCAACGUCAUCUUUUAUUCCUGUAAUGUCUGAAUUUUGUGUUCCACAUGCUUAGGGGUAACCGAAAUAAGAAAAAAUCCAAGAAUCCCCGCACAAGAAGAAAAGUCCGAGCAACCGCAGACGUAAAUGUAAACUAGAAAGUGUGAUCGGAGUCGCGAGGUGUCUCGUCCGUCCGGUUCAAACUAGAUUAGGGCAGUUUGAAACUGGAAUUCGGGCUCCCUUUCCAUAGUAUUCGUUUAUUUAAAGUUUUGGUGUUGUGCAAAGACAUUAUUUUAGUUAUUUAUACAAAUAUAGUGUUUGUGGUUAAUUAGUUAAAUAAAAAGCGAAACAAAAUGUCUGAAGAAUCGUCGGCCGAUCGAAAUGUCGAAAUAUGGAAGAUAAAGAAACUUAUAAAGAGCUUGGAAAUGGCCAGAGGAAAUGGAACAUCUAUGAUAUCCCUGAUCAUUCCACCUAAGGAUCAAAUCUCGAGAGUAUCAAAGAUGUUGGCUGAUGAAUUUGGUACAGCUUCCAAUAUCAAGUCACGUGUGAAUCGUCUCUCAGUGCUUGGCGCAAUUACUUCUGUACAGCACCGACUCAAGCUGUACACUAAAGUGCCACCAAACGGCCUAGUUAUAUACUGUGGUACUAUCGUGACAGAAGAAGGUAAGGAGAAGAAAGUGAACAUUGAUUUUGAGCCGUUCAAGCCUAUCAACACAUCUCUUUAUCUCUGCGACAACAAGUUCCACACCGAGGCUCUAACGGCACUGCUGGCUGAUGAUAACAAGUUUGGUUUCAUUGUUAUGGAUGGUAACGGUGCAUUAUUCGGUACCCUUCAAGGAAACACUAGAGAGGUACUCCACAAGUUUACUGUCGAUCUCCCUAAGAAGCACGGUCGCGGUGGUCAGUCAGCGCUGCGUUUCGCUCGUCUCCGUAUGGAGAAACGUCACAAUUACGUCCGUAAGGUUGCCGAGGUAGCCACCCAGCUGUUCAUCAGUGCUGACCGGCCGAACGUUGCUGGCCUCAUCCUUGCGGGUUCUGCUGAUUUUAAGACUGAACUGUCCCAGUCCGAUAUGUUUGAUCCGCGUCUCCAAGCCAAGAUCAUAAAACUGGUGGACGUAUCAUAUGGAGGCGAAAACGGUUUCAAUCAGGCUAUAGAGCUGGCUGCGGAAUCCUUGCAGAAUGUCAAGUUUAUACAGGAGAAGAAACUAAUUGGACGCUACUUUGAUGAGAUCUCACAGGACACAGGAAAGUAUUGCUUCGGUGUCGAUGAUACACUGCGCGCUCUCGAACUCGGAUCCGUCGAGACGUUGAUCUGCUGGGAGAACCUCGACAUACAAAGAUACGUAUUGAAGUCGCAUGCCACCAACCAGGAAACAAUUCUCCACCUGACGCCUGAACAAGAGAAGGACAAAUCACAUUUCACCGACAAAGAGAGCGGAGUGGAGCUGGAGCUUGUGGAGUGCCAGCCGCUGUUGGAGUGGCUGGCCAAUAACUACAAGUCGUUUGGUGCCACCUUAGAGAUCAUCACGGACAAGAGCCAGGAGGGAAGCCAGUUCGUUCGCGGCUUCGGAGGGAUCGGCGGUCUCCUCCGUUACAAAGUGGACUUCCAAUCGAUGCAGCUCGACGACGAGGAAAUCGACAAUCUAUACGACAUCGACGACUAUUAGCUGGCAACACUGAAGGAACGAGACAAAUGCACGCGUCUUCAAAAGCGCCGCUCCAUUGCUGUACCGUGUUGCUUUUGUCUAAUCUGACGUGGCCCAACAGAAAAUGCCUCUAUCCAAAAUAGUGUGUAUGUGUUCGGAAUGAAAAUGGAUCGUACAGAGAUUAUCAAAUAAGUUUUCAUUUUUUUUAAUGAAUUGUGAUCUUUGAUAGGCUGAGUGUUUUCUGUUGGACACCGUCCCGUUUUAUGAUGUUGUAAACGGAAAUUUGUUAUGAAAUAAACGAUGCGCAAUCGAGAAGCAGUUACUAUCUCACCUGCAAUGUUUUAGUGUACACAAAAACCCUGUAAGCUUUGGAGAAAAAUUCUUUGUAAUACCGGUCAAUUUCAAUGUUUACGCUAAGAGAGCUAUUAAGUAAAGCGAGAGUGCUCUUGGUAACAGGAGCCGAGCUGUCCUCAAUCUUGAGGUUUUGGAAGAGUCAACAUCCUAAAGAAACUGCUAUGCAUGAACGGUUCGCGGCAGAAAUAGGUAGGGGUCUGUUAAUCACUUUUGCAGACCCAAAAUGCGUUUUAAGACCAGUAAGGUUUGAGUUGUUUAUCCUAAAACUGGGGUGUGAUUUUUUGAAUGAGUUGCCGUUAGAAUUUUACCGUGAAGGACUUAGUAAAAUGGAGCUUCGUAAUACCAUUAGGCGAAAUAAAAACUUAAUUAGGCUAUUCUAUCGUAUUGAAAUAUUACCGAUAGAUAUUUUAAAAAGUCUGGCAUUAGGCUGCUCCGUGAUAAAGCAGAAUUUUAGCAGGGUUUAGAGAUGAACGACUAUUGUUUUGUUUGGGUGCUCUUUUGAGAUUGGCAAUGGCGUAAAAUUGUUGGGGGUUUUUCUGCGUAUCGACAGGGGACCCUGCAAUGGUGCCCUUUCGUUUGAAGAUGACUACCCCCUAUUUAGAAGGAAUGGAGCACAUUAUGUCGCAACGCAGUAAUGAAAAUCGACCAUUUGAAAUAUGAAUGUAAAUUAUUGAAAUGUUACGAAGAAGGUCGGUAGUUACAUGAGAAUCUUUCAAAGCUAAGAAAAUUAGGAGGUAGGGAAUGUCGCGGGGAAUCAACUAUUUAUUUUUUGUGUAUUUUACUAUUUGGCAACGUUCUCGUCUUUGUGUGUACUAGAAUAAUGCGGGUUACCCAUCAAAAAUGUUGCACAAUGAAAUUGUAAAGUCGCAUUGGAGAAUAAAAAUCAACAAAAUUGGUUCUGUUUGAAAAAAUAUUAAUAAAUACAAAUUGGAGAUUGUGGUGCCUUGUUUCAAAUCGGCCCAAAAUCGUCCAUCACAGAUUACUUGUUGAAAGAACUCCCUAUCUAUAUAUUUAUAAAUAAAUUUUGUGUUUCGAUAGAAUAAUGUACUACUAAACUGCUAAAGAAAUAAAGAAAUUUCAGAAAUAA